This is a messenger RNA of Pollicipes pollicipes, 1401 nucleotides long. Its product is annotated as ER membrane protein complex subunit 6. Gene Ontology annotation, biological process: autophagosome assembly; protein folding in endoplasmic reticulum. The transcript is spliced from 4 exons. The record is from RefSeq and is a predicted model, not a curated record. The coding region runs from base 101 to 451 and encodes 116 amino acids. Lineage: Eukaryota; Metazoa; Arthropoda; Thecostraca; Pollicipedomorpha; Pollicipedidae. Gene Ontology annotation, cellular component: endoplasmic reticulum; EMC complex; membrane.
GAAGGUUUCCGAGUGGGAUUCUGCCAGAUACUUGUUCCCUGGAUAAGGUCCUCCAGUGGUGUCGAUUUAUUGCACCAGUCAACUAACUCAACCAACAAGUAUGACUAGCAACAAGAUCCGAGCAAAGGUUGACAAGAGCUCUAAUGACGCGCUGAUGUACAGCGACAUGGCGGUGCGCAGCAACUCGGCCGUGAUCGAGUACUGCCGUACGUCGAUGGCGGCUCUGGGCGGCUCGACGGCUGGCAUCCUGGGCCUCACCGGGCUCUACGGCUUCUGCUUCUUCAUCGCCUGCAAUGUCACACUUUGGGUUCUUCUCUUGGUGAAAGCCGGUAUGUCGUGGAACCGGUUUUUCGUCAGUCGGAGGUCAUUGCUGACGGGCGGCCUCUUCUCCGGCAUGUUCACCUACGUCCUCUUCUGGGUUUUCCUUUUCGGCAUGGUGCACGUGUAUUGAAGAUAUCCUGUUGCUGGCGGUAGGGCGCGUCGGCGACUGGCAAACAUUUUCCCAUUCCGUCUGCGCUGGGACGUGUGCUGCGUUGCAACAUAGUGGAAGAGACAGCAUACAUUAAACAACUUGGAUCAGUUCUUAUACAAAAAUAAAGCCCGCUGCGAUCACUAAACAUGUACCGGCGGUAGCAGACCACGUCGCUGGUGCGGGCGGCAGUGGAGAUGCUGCACCGGUUCCGGCAGUGGUGGGACGCUGCAGCGGGAAGUACCGGUGGCCGCAGAACGUUACGCUGGUGCUGGCAAUGGCGGGCGCUCCACUUGUGCCGUGUUCAGUGGAACAUACCGGUAGCGGCGAGGAUGGGGUGUGACAAGGUAUGGAUAAUGGUGAAAGCUGCACCGGCAGUGGCGUUACACUAUCAUCGGCGAUGGUGGUGCGUGUGGGAAGUUCGUCAUUGUGUUGUAUGAAGGGCAGAAGCGGCGGACAGGGAACAGCGACCGGUCCAGUGGGCGUAAGACGUUGGGCCGCGCUCCCAUGGUUCGUGUGCGCGCCAUACCCGAUCGCGUCUGUUCCCUGCGCGACGGGCUGUUUGUGAUUUCAUUUGUAUCUCGGUGAUUUCAGUUGUACUUUGUUUGUGUUCCCGACAAUGAAUGCCCUCCGUGUGCAUUGUUUGUUAUGUUCAGUGGGUGAAACCACGGCGGGAUUCAGGUUUUGUUCAGUCAGCGUGAAAGUUCAAUGCGUGGCUUUGCAUCAGGUUGGGAGUUAUUUGCCAUCGUCUGACAAUGACGCUGAUCGGAUCAUUUGUGGGAUACCUGCUGGCACGUCCCAUCUGUUUGAGGAACCGAAUAUUGGCCCCCAGUAAUGUUUUCUGCCAUGUGAUGUAAAUGUAUUCAGGUGUCAUCUUAAUUGUGCAAAAAACUGAAUAUAUAUUCAUAUUUACGGUUGAAACCACCGACGAG